Brassica rapa (field mustard) is the source of this 7043-nucleotide messenger RNA. Its product is annotated as serine/threonine-protein kinase WAG2. Gene Ontology annotation, biological process: protein phosphorylation. Gene Ontology annotation, molecular function: protein kinase activity; ATP binding. NCBI's taxonomy places the organism in Eukaryota, Viridiplantae, Streptophyta, Magnoliopsida, Brassicales, Brassicaceae. The record is from RefSeq and is a predicted model, not a curated record.
UAGUUUUUUUUAAAUAUAUUCAAAACAUUUUUAUAAUGGUUAUAAAAACAUAUUAGUAGAAUCAAUUUUUGAAUAUAUGUAUAUUUUUGAAUAAAUUUUUGAUAUAAAUUAAUUUUAAAUUAAUAUUUUGAUUUGAAAUAUGUAUAUAAAAUUUAUGUUUUGUUUUAUGAUUAUUUUAGACAAAGAUGUUUUUAGUUAAUUAGAUUGGGUCAAUCAUUUUCGUAUAUUUUAAAGCUGGCUCAUAUAUAUAUAUAUAUAGUUUUCAUAAUAUAAUGAAUUUCCAGUUUUUUUUUGGUAACAUAAGUUCAUUACUUCUUUUUUUAAUAUAUUGAUAUUCAUGUUUCCAAACAAUACUAUAUUUUCUUUAACUGCUAUAUAUGUUGUCAAACAAAAACUUAAAAUAUUUCUACUUUAAUAAGAUAGAUUAUCUUUAUUAUCUAUUAUUUGUGUAUUUAAAUUUAAUUCUUAAAACAAAAUUAACCUUCAAAAACUUUACAUGCGUCCAGUGGCGGAGGCAAUUAAGGAUCAUGUGGGUCAUUUGACCUAUAUCAAUUUUAAGAAUUAAUCAAAUUUAAGCAUAAAUAUGUAAUAUAUCUUGAUUAAUUGGUUAAGUUUCAGUAGUUUGACCCCCUUAAAAUCUAUCCAAUUUCAUAUAUAUAAUAAACUUUUGACCCCACUGAUUUAUUUUCUUAGCUCCACUGCUGCAUGUGUCUUUAUAGUAUCUAAAGAAGUUUUAGAGUACGGUGUUUGAUACAUGUUCUCGUAUUUUUUGUCUUUCUCUCCUGUUUUCAAUUUUCUAAUUAUUUAUUUGUUGAUAUACUUUGGUUAAGAAAUCUCCAUUAUAAGUGUUCUAAAUUUUAACAAUACUAUAAACAUGAAUAUAAUUUUAAAGGGAAAAAAAAGAAUAAUAGUGACCGAACCCCUUGAGAAAGAAGAAUUGGAAGCGAGUUCGAAAGCAAACCAUCACAUAAAGCCCAUUUACAAGUAUUGGACCGCGACUGAAUUAGUCAACCGCAAACGUUGACUAUUUGACUUGUAGAGUGCAAUUGUAGGUUACGAUAAGUUCACUACUAGCCUUAUAUAAUUAUUAAUUAGUCUUUUACCCAAAAAUAAUAAUUGUCGUCUAAUAAUUUAUAGACGUUUCAGGAUGUACAUGUCCCUUUGUGUGUUGGUGAUGUCAAUAAUUGAUUCGUAAGUUACGUUAUUUACAUUUAUUUCAGGCUUAGUUAGGUUUUUUUAUUAAGUUAUUUAAAUAUUUGUAAAUAAGUGGGCGUAGUUCAAUGUAUUUGAAAACCCAUAUGGUAUGCUGUUUUAUCCUUUAUUUAAUACUCCUUCCGUCUCAUUUUAUUUGUCGUUCUAACUUUAUGCACACAAAUUUAAAAAAAAUAUAUUUUAUAUAUUUCCAAAAUAAAAAUACAAUUACUUAUACAUCUAACCAUUUUUUAACCAAUAAAAACUAAAAUAGAAAAUUUUAUUAAUAAAUUUUGCAUUAAAACUCUAAAACGACACUUGUUUUGAAACGAAAAUUUUUUCUACAACGAUAAUUAAGUGAAACGGAGGGAGUAGAUUAUUGUGGGCUCCAAGCUGAUGAUUAGGAGCUUCUGUCAUGUUUUGAACUCAAUGAACAUGAUAUGAUAUGACCAUGUUAAACUUGUUAAAAUUAAAGUGCUUUUGUACUAACCAGUGAGCUUGAUCAGAACACAAUAAUUAUAAUAAAGUAAUAAAUUAAUCAUCGUAUUAACAAAACUAAGCUAAGGUGCAGUGCACCUCAAAAGGAACGUAACUAACUAUAUGGUUUCCACUCCAAUGCGUAUUUUGGGGUCAUCAACAUGACUAUGCAUUUAUAGUAUAGUCUUGGAAAUAAGAAUUGCUGAAAAUCGCUGAAAUGUUGUUAAAUUAAGUCAACAUUUCAUGCAACUCCUUUAAUUCCUCACUAAACAACAUGAUAAAAGUACCUCUAAUGUAUUUUUUCAAAAUUUAUUUCACCAUACUCGGAUGAAAAUAGAGUAAUAAACAAAAAUAAAAUGAUUGCCGUUUAUAGAAUCAAUCUACUAUAAUGAAAAUUGAAGUGAAGUUGAAACAUUUACUCUAAAUUUCAUUUUAGAGUAAAUUAUAGAAUUGGAUCGGAGAUGUUUAAACAAUUUUGUUAAGCUAAAGUGGUUAAGGGUAUAUGUUAGUUGCUUAUAGUAACCCCGCAUAUAGCCGAUGUUGUUUUGAUGUGUAUUAUAAGAGCAAUAAUAAGAUAACUUAUACAUGAGGGGGUUACUAUAAGCAACUUUCAUCUACUCACCUAACAACUCUUAACAAAACUGUUAACUAUAUACAGAACUAUAAGUGACAAAUAAUUUUGUUUUCUUUCGACCAAGGUUUUUAUAUCUAUAUAUUUCAUGUAAGGCACGGAUUAGAUUGGUCUCAAAAUUAAUGUGACCAAUGUAUGUGUCAUACUACACAUAGUUAUUAUAUAUAUAUAUAUAUAUAAAUAGACUUCAUAUAGACGAGUUGAUUUUUUCUCUUUCUGUUAGAAGUAGUUGUGACAAAAUGCAACUAUUCAUCACAUGAAAGGUUAAGCAUUAUUUCGUCUUCAAAUAAUGGUUUCUCUUAAUAAUUAAUACAGGUUGGAUUCUUCGCCCCCAUCAAUUAUUUCUCUAAAAUUGUUCUUUUUUUCGUUAGCAGUAUAUCAUGCAUAGCAUUUAAAAUUAAAAAUUAAGUAUUUUUAAAUCGUUACUGGGGGUUAGUUCAUUCGAUAAUCGAUAUACUAGUAAAAUAACUAAGAUGUGCAUAUAAACACACAUACGUAAUUACACUUUUACUCUAAAUCCCAAUAGUCGAUCGUAAACGUAAAGCUACUUAAUUAUGAAAAAAGCUAUAAAUUAUGUUAUUAUCACGUUCGUCGACCAGAGAAUAAAUGGCUCGAUGAUCAUUAUGCCAAAGCACGUGGUUAAUCAACAAAAUCUCAUUACUUCUAGUUCUAAUGCAAAUCCUUGAAGAUUCAUUGACAAUUUGAAAUUAUUGUGUGUUAAUUACAAGAUAAAACAUAUACUUAGGGUAAGAUCCUCGUGUUUUCCUUUUCCUGACAUCUUGGGUUUUAACAGUUCUUGUUUGGCGAAUUUGUUUUGCUACUUGCAUCAUGCAAUUUAGGUACCGGUUUGCUCUGGCAUAUACACAUAGUUUAUAAUAAUGAUUAAAUAAAAUACUAUCAUAUAGACGGGAUCGGAAUAAAACAAAUAUGUUGAUGAAACUACACUUAAACCAAUCAUUAAUCUAUGUCACUUCUCUAGAUGGCCGGUUAAGUCAUAUAACCGUCAAAUCUCUCCAAUUAGCUUUAAUAAGAAGACAUGUUAUCAGUGACUCCAUGUAUCAACUUAAUUAACGAGCAAUCCACGAGCUUAUAAUGUGACAACUUCAAUAAUUGACUGAAAAAAAACAAGAUGAUAGUAUUUUAUAUAAAUGUAUAAUAAUUUAGGUAGGAAGUAAAUGAGAAUUAUUGAAAGAAUUAUUAACCUAAUUAUAUACUGAUAGAAGCGACAAAGAUGGGUCUUAUGUUGGCCACGUGCCAGACAAAGUAAGACUUUUGAGUCGACGUGAGUCCCGCAACGGUAAGAAGCUUUAGUAAUGGCCCAUCACAUGGAUCCAGUUCCCAUAUUCUCUUCAACAUGCGAAUCCCUCUUAAAUUUAUGACCAACGACCGAACAAAAAAAUAACGAUGAGAUUAUAUAUUUUAAUUGUAUUCAGAUUGUAUCGUCUUAAGAAAAUAUCUUCUUGCUUCCACUAUCAAAUUGUUCUUGUUGAUUAUGAACUUAGUAUCUUUAACAGAAACAAAGACCUGUAUAAAACUAGUUAUGUUUUUAAAACUGUAAGAACCCUUAGCGAUAAUAUGUAUUUGUUAGAAACUUGGAAAAAAAGUGAAAUACCUAAUAAAAUUAUAGGUGGUGAUAAAGUAGUUAUAUUGGUAUACUCAAUCUGUUUAAUACUACAUACUAAGUGUCAUUCUAUGUUUUCAAAUUUGUUUCAUUAUAAGUAUCGUUUGUAUUUAUAAUGCAAACAUUAAAUAAAAUUUAUAGUUUUUAUUUUUGAUUUAAUUCAGUAAUUAAUAAAAUCAAAUAAAAUAAUAUAUUAAAUAGAGAUAAAAACAGAAAAUUGCUAAAUUUUUUAAUUUGUGUGCAAAAACCUUAAACAUUAGAGAGAGUAAAAACUUAUGCGCACAACUAGUAUUAGCCUUGCUACGAAAAUGAAAGCCUAGGAAACAAAAUUAUUAGUGUAUUUUAGCAUUAAACAUGUGUUGUUGACUCCUUAAUCGAUAGAUAAGAUCGUUAGCGUAGUUUCAGCAUACGUAAGAGCGAGGAAGCUAAUUUUAAGGAACGUUACUGCCGACAAACUGUUACUGCUUAAUUAAUGCAUAUAUAUGGGCAUUUGCUCUCACUGACAUGAAGUUUUCUUCAUAUUCACGCACCUAUUAAAAAUUAGGGUUAAACCACUUGCAAGUUUCGUGAAAGUAAAAUAUACUUAUAUUUUCCUUCUUAAAUAUGUAUUUUUGUUCUCUAAUUCAGUGACUUUUUUUCCUAGAGAUAUUUGCUAAAAGGAAUCGUAAAUAUCAUGCAUGUAUUAUCAUGGAACAAGCAUGUGAUUGCAAACCCAAAAUUAAUCAUAAUUUCAAUCCAUGUUAUAAUAAAUUAUUUAGAAACCCAAACAAGAAAAAUAAAUAAUCCGUUAAUGUCAAAAGAAUUACAUUCUCUUGUCUUUUCUCCAGGUUCCUCAAGUCAAGCCUUCAUCGACCAAACAUAACUUUUUUUUUCUUUUAAUUAAUUAUUAAUUAAACUAAUUAAUCACUUUUUUCUCAACUAUCCUCUUUAUAAAUAACUCAGAAUUCCCCGCCCUUGAAACACACACACAAAAAAUCAAGAGCCAACAAGAAAAUGGAAGAAGAAAUAUAUUUCCCUGACACCGAUCUUGAUCUCAGCUUCACAUCCACCGUCACCGACCGCACAUUCGCCUCCUCAAGCGGUCGGUCCAGCCUAACCCUAAGCUUCAACGACAGGCUCUCCACUUCCUCAGCCGUUACAACCUCAUCCACAUCCUCCUCAACCAUCAACCACCGUCGCCAAGAUCCUCACUGGUCGGCAAUCAAAUCAGCUAAACUCCUCUCCUCCGACGGAAACAUCCACCUUCGCCACCUAAAACUAAUACGCCACCUCGGCACCGGAAACCUCGGCCGUGUCUUCCUAUGCAACCUCCGUGACUCCUCCGCGAGAUUCGCCCUAAAGGUCAUCGACCGUAACAACCUAACCACGGCCAAGAAGCUAUCUCAGGUCGAGACCGAGGCAGAGAUCCUCUCCUUGCUAGACCACCCUUUCCUCCCUACGCUCCACGCUCGUAUCGAUGAGUCUCACUACACGUGCCUCCUCAUCGAUUAUGCUCCCAACGGAGACUUACAUUCCUUGCUACGCAAGCAACCUGGUAACCGUUUACCGCUUCAGCCGGUUAGAUUCUUCGCCGCCGAAGUUCUCGUCGCCUUAGAGUACCUCCACGCGAUGGGAAUAGUCUACCGAGAUCUCAAACCGGAAAACGUUUUGCUCCGAGAAGACGGACACGUCAUGUUGUCGGACUUCGACCUAUGUUUCAAAUCGGACGUUGUCCCCACUUUUAAAUCUCGCCGCUACCGGAGAACAUCCUCUUCGCCGUCCCUUCGUCGGCGGAGGAGCGGCUGCUUCUCCACACCGGCCGAGGAGAAGUACGAGAUGGAGGAGAUAGUUUCCGAGUUUACUGCGGAGCCAGUGACGGCGUUUUCACGUUCUUGCGUCGGAACACAUGAGUACCUUGCGCCGGAGCUAGUCUCCGGCAACGGACACGGGAGCGGAGUAGACUGGUGGGCGUUCGGAAUAUUCCUCUACGAGUUGUUAUACGGAACGACGCCGUUUAAAGGAGAUAGUAAAGAGCAAACACUGCGCAACAUAGUGUCGACCACUAAGACCGUGAAGUUCCACGUGGACAGUGACUUGGAUGAAGCUAGGGACUUGAUUGAGAAGCUUUUGGUUAAGGACCCGAAGAAGAGGCUAGGAUGCGCCAGGGGUGCGCAGGAUAUCAAACGUCACCCGUUUUUCGACGGGAUUAAGUGGCCGCUGAUUAGGCAUUAUAAGCCACCGGAGGAAGUUAGAGGGCUUGUGAUCAAGAAGUCGACUAGAGCACAUGCUGGUCACGUGACCGCCGUUACGCCGAGACGGAGGAAGUCGUUUUUGUGGAGGGCGUUGUCUUAUUUACUGCGCGGUAAAAGCUCCAGUGGUGGGAGUAAAAAUCAGAGCAAUAGUAAUUAUUAUCAUUAUGUAGGGAAAAGCUACGCGAGCCGCAAACGCGUUUAAGGCUGUCUCACGUUUUAUGUUUGCUUUCUUCAAUUUUCUUAUACGAGUUUAGAGGUAAAUCAAUACAAACAUAGAGGGUGUAUAUGUGUGUGUAUACAAUAGGAUGUUCAACGAUUUUGUAUAUGGAAAUUAUACCAGACUGAAUACUAUUUUGUCUUUUUUUUUUUUUGUCAUAUCUUUGUCUAUAUACUUGAAUGCAGUAGAUAUGCUGUUUUAUCGAUUCAAAGGGCUAAUAAAUCUUAAAAUACAAAUAAAAAUCAUAUUACGAGUUUACAACGUAACUCAAGAUAAAAUAAAAGCUGCUAUUAUAAUUCUGUUUUCAUGUUUAUACAGACUAAAGGUAUGAAUGGUGACCAGAGAACGACGAAGAAUAAUGCAUUCUCUAACGUUCCUAAAAAAAAAUCAACAUUCACAAGGAAUAAUAAUUCUCUCUCAUUCUCUUUUAUUCUUUUUUGUAGAGAAUUAAAAAAACAAAAUUAUUCAUUGUUAAAAUUGAUAAGAAAUUACCAUUCAUUUUCAUUCCUACUAUUUUAUUCCUAUACAUUUAUUUUUUAUUUGUUCCUCUUGUUUUCCGAAUGGUCUUUUUUUUUUGAAACACAAACUUCCAUUAACUUCAAAUUCAAGGACUACAUAGCCAUGAGGGAAUUAAACAUCCUCUUGAAAACAAUUUAUAAACUAUAAUAGCCAAAA